CGGGAAAAUUCCAACCAGUAACGUUAGCUGGCGAAUAGGAAGAACUUCAACGUCGUGUUAAUAUCACAGUACUUUAUCACCUCAGAGUCUCCUCAGAUUCACCGAGUCCAACCACACACUUCAGUUGAGUUGUGUUCAGGCGUUCGCGGCGGCCGCGGGGUGCAGGCUAGUGCUGGGGUAGGCGUGGUGUCGCGCCGCGCCGCGCCGGUGUGUGUGGAGAGACAUGGCGGCGCCUUGGAGGGUGUACCGGAGCAGGAGCGGAGCGGUGAGCGGCUUCGUCCGCGCCGUGUGGACAGGCAGGACUGGAGCCGCCGCGGAGGAGGGUCUGUAUGAGGCAGAGGUGCUGGUUCCGGUCAGGCCUGUACGUAACGCUGUCAGGCCGAACUCUUUUACAAGAUAUAGAAACCGGUUUCUCUACCCAACGCCUAGAAUAUGUUGCUGCAGGAUACACAGUGACACAAAGUUAAAAGAUCCCUUUUCACUCGUGCAAAAGGAUCUGCAAAAUUUAUAUGAAGAUAUUAAAAAGCUACUGGUGUCCAAAGCGGAGCUGAAAGCCCUGUGUGAUUAUUACUUCGACGGGAAGGGGAAGGCGUUCCGGCCGAUGAUCGUGGUGCUGAUGGCCAGAGCCUGCAAUAUUCACAGCAAUAGACAGGGUGACCUCCUCCCAGCGCAGCGGUCCAUUGCCAUGAUCUCAGAGAUGAUCCACACUGCCAGCUUGGUGCAUGACGACGUUAUUGAUGGUUCAGAUACAAGACGAGGAAAAACCACCAUCAAUGAAGUGUGGGGGGAGAGGAAAGCUAUCCUGGCUGGAGACUUCAUUCUCUCUGCAGCGUCUAUGGCCCUGGCGCGCAUUGGGAACAACGCAGUGGUGUCUGUGCUUUCCCAAGUCGUAGAGGACCUUGUGCGAGGUGAGUUCAUGCAGCUGGGAUCCAAAGAGAACGAGAACGAGCGAUUCAAACACUACCUCGAGAAAACCUUCAAGAAGACGGCGAGCCUGAUAGCGAACAGCUGUAAAGCAGUUUCGAUUCUGGUAAACUCGGAUCCUGAGGUGCACGAGAUCGCGUAUCAGUACGGACGAAACGUGGGCAUCGCCUUUCAGCUGGUGGACGAUGUGCUGGACUUCACCUCAUGUGCUAACCACCUGGGGAAGCCCUCAGCUGCAGAUCUAAAGCUAGGCUUAGCCACCGGACCCGUUCUGUUUGCCUGCCAACAGUUUCCUGAAUUGCAUGCGAUGAUAAUGAGACGGUUCGGUUCUGAUGGAGACGUUGAUCGGGCGUGGCGAUAUGUCCUGCAGAGUGAUGGUGUGGAGCAGACUAACUACCUCGCACAGCGCUACUGCCAAGAGGCCAUCCGUCAGAUCAGCCGACUGCGGCCGUCUACGGAGCGGGACGCGCUUAUCCGGUUAACGGAGUUAGUCCUGUCCCGGGACAAGUGAUCCCAGACUCCAGAGCACAAGCUCAGGCAGCUACUCCUCUGCAGGGCCCUGUCCGAGGGGGGAAACGGCGACGGGGAUUAAGGGAUGUCCCCUUUACCGCCUCCCUCAACUAUACGCACCACUUACAGCAGAGGUGUUGCACUCUGGUUCUCAAGUGCCACAGCACUACGCAGAUCAGUCUGUUUCCUUCUGUAGCACAUCUGGUUUGACUCACCAGUGGAGGUAAAUCAGGAGUGUUACAGAAAAAUUUAAUGUUACAGUCUACAGUUUUACUCCUUUAACCCAGAAGCAGGUAAUUAGACAUAUUUGGUGUUUAAAGUUUGACUAACCAGUUGCCAACAUGAAAACUGAAUACCUAAAGAAUCACAAACUUGUUUUAAACCUUGUCAAGAAAGCACAAGUUGACUUGGGCACCGCAUGACUACCGUCAUCUAUAAAGAAGGGUGUGGCCAACAGUGGUGUCCACUAUUAGGGCUGAACAAUUUGGGGAAAAUAUCUAAUUGUGAUAUUUCAGACUUAUAUUAUUACUAUGAUUUAAAUUGCAGUUACCCUCAGUAAAUUAAGAUCCGGGCCUGUUGUUUGGACCAAGAAGAGCAGCACAUCAUCAAACCAUUGAAUGUAUUGUGCCGAACGGCCUGCUAGUUGUGGUUGUGUUGACAUGUACAUGGGUGUUUAGUUGCUUCUGUUUGGUUCAACUCAUGUACGAAUAGCUCACAAGCUUCAAUCCCACCAAAAAAUUCUCACAUACAAUUUUGUAGGCCCUAAUUAAAAUUCCAGCUCUUUACAAAUGAGAUUUCAGUAUCAGAGCGAGUCAACUUUGCGGCCUAGCCACCAAUAGAGGUGCCUCAUUUUCAUGCAUAUCGCUGCUGUCAGAACAAAACCUUCCAUCUCCAAAAUAGUAACUUUACAGGAGAAGCAAAAAACAUACUUUACUUUUAAUGCAAGUCAAUAGAACCAGAUGUUUUUCCACAUCAUUGUGGGCAGCUGUUCAGUGUUAAGUACUGACAGUACCCACAAUGGGGUCAGAAAAGCAUAACUGACUAAUAUUUUUCAUUAUAAUGAUAAAUAACAUCAUAUUAUGCACCCCUAUCCACCUUACAGUUCUGUCUGUACAGGUGCCGGUUUGGUGAAUGUUAUGAAUUAGGCCUGCAUUGUGCACGAUGCUAAUAGGUGGGGUGAAAGCAUCCAUUACUUUUAGCUACAUUAGUUUUGCACAAGAGCUACAGGCUAAAGAGCCGAACUUCAGACACCAAACAUGCCUUGGCUGACUGACCAACUAAAUUUGGGUUAUAGGGAACGUGUACGAUUUUUCUCCACACUAUUCCGUUAAAGCAAGGGAAGCACUGUUGUGCAGUUUUGUGGCCCUUUAGAACCUGGAAUGACACCUGUGCCUUAAAAAGCUCAACCCAAAGUGCUAACGUUGCCUAGUAGUGAAUUAAAGCUAAGUGGACUCUUUACAUUAUGCAAAUAGGUUGUGCUCAUUGGGCCACAUUAUCUUUCUUACAGUACUAGCCACUUUAGCAUUUUGGGGUGAACUACUCCGUUGGAGGUUGGGAGAGAAAAAAGAAUGAUCUACAAGAUGUUUGUUAUUGUCACUGUGUUACUGUACUGUACAGGCAGAAACCUCAUGCAUCCUCACCCACAGAGCCCGAGCAUUACAAGACGAUGUGGGGAGGGGCGACCUGCUGCACCAUUGUAAUUCCAGGCAUGGCACGGGUGUGUGUGGGGUCAAUACAUGUGCGUUUGACUGUGUUUCCAGAAGGUCCGUCCAUGCCAUAAAAAGGCCAAAUCCUGACCUGUGAAUAUGGGACAAUGUUGUCAGUGUACUUUUGCAUCAAGUGCUCAGCAACAACGAAGGCCUUAAACCCACAGUUACUAUGUAUUGAUAUUAAAACAUCUAUUUUUUAAGUUA
Messenger RNA from Pygocentrus nattereri (red-bellied piranha), 3347 nucleotides. RefSeq names its product prenyl (decaprenyl) diphosphate synthase, subunit 1 (gene pdss1). NCBI's taxonomy places the organism in Eukaryota, Metazoa, Chordata, Actinopteri, Characiformes, Serrasalmidae. The record is from RefSeq and is a predicted model, not a curated record. The coding region runs from base 224 to 1435 and encodes 403 amino acids. Gene Ontology annotation, cellular component: mitochondrion; transferase complex. The transcript is spliced from 12 exons. Gene Ontology annotation, molecular function: prenyltransferase activity. Gene Ontology annotation, biological process: ubiquinone biosynthetic process; isoprenoid biosynthetic process.